CCCUUACAUCGUUAGUGGAUGACCAUCGCCUAAACACCCGGCCGAAAUAGAGCCCACUGGAAGCUGGCUUUCUCGCCCUUUUUUGUCUCCCCAUGCAGCUUUGAGUAGAAAUUAAUGCAAAGGCUCGGAUCCAAAUGCCCACCACCGAUUCUCGCGCUGGGGCCCCGAGUUUCCUCCCACAAGGCCCGACCUUUCCCUCGAUUGAUUUUGCCCUUUCCCAUGGAUCCACCAAACUCAUCAAAUCAGUUGUUGGAUCCUAGUCUGGGUUGGAGGAGAGGUCGGAAAUCAUUGGUGGUUUAGGGUGGAAAAGGUUGGGGUUUUGUCUAGUCGGGCUUUGGAUUUGCAGAAGAGUUUCUAGGUUCGUUAAUGGACACGAUGAGGGCAGCGUUGUUGUGUGUUUUGAUGCUGGCUCCUGGAUUUAGGGUUGGAGCUGAUGGGCGGGAUCAUAGAUACAAGGAGGGGGAUCAUGUUCCUCUUUAUGCUAACAAGGUCGGACCUUUCCACAAUCCGAGUGAGACCUAUAGGUUCUAUGACUUGCCAUUCUGCUCACCAGAUCAUGUGACUGAGAAAAAGGAAGCCCUAGGAGAAGUUCUAAAUGGUGAUCGUUUGGUUGAUGCACCGUAUGAGUUGAAUUUCCGUGAGGAGAAACGAUCCAAGUCUCUUUGUAAGAAAGCUUUGUCAAAAAAAGAUGUUGAAAAACUCAGAGAUGCUGUCUCAAAGGAUUACUACUUUCAGAUGUACUAUGAUGAUCUGCCUUUAUGGGGAUUCUUGGGCAGGAUCAAGAAGGAUAAGACUGACUCGAGCAAGUCCAAAUACUUGCUCUUUAAACACAUUCACUUUGAAAUCCUUUAUAAUGGUGAUCAUGUGAUAGAAAUUAAUGUCCAAGCAGACCCAAAUUUGUCUGUGGACAUCACGGAUGAUAAGGAAAUCAACGUGGAGUUCUCUUAUUCUGUAUCAUGGAAAAAAACUGAGGUUCCUUUUGAGAAAAGGAUGGAGAAGUAUUCAAAAUCAUCAUUCUUGCCUCAUCACUUGGAGAUCCACUGGUUCUCUAUCGUUAACUCAUGCGUAACAGUCCUCCUCCUGACUGGGUUCCUCGCCACUAUUCUCAUGCGCGUGCUCAAAAACGAUUUCAACAAAUAUUCUCAUGACGAAGAAAGCAUUGAAGAUCAAGAGGAGACUGGAUGGAAGUAUCUUAAUGGAGAUGUUUUCCGAUUUCCAAAGAACAAAUCUUUGUUUUCAUCCAUUAUUGGAUCUGGAACUCAGCUCCUUGCUCUUACGAUAUUCAUCUUCCUCCUUGCACUUGUUGGAGUAUUCUACCCGUACAAUCGGGGAGCUCUAUUCACUGCACUUGUUGUAAUCUAUGCUCUUACUUCUGGCAUUGCUGGGUACACAGCAACAUCCUUCUAUAUGCAGCUUGAAGGGACUAACUGGGUGAGGAAUUUAUUGUUGACUGGUUGCUUAUUUUGUGGACCUCUGUUUUUGACCUUCUGCUUCCUAAACACUGUUGCUAUAGUGUAUAGUGCCACGGCAGCCUUGCCAUUUGGUACUAUUCUUGUGAUUCUUCUUAUAUGGGCACUUGUGACCUCUCCUUUGCUAGUGUUGGGUGGUAUUGCUGGUAAAAACAGCCAAACAGAGUUCCAUGCUCCAUGUCGCACCACAAAGUAUCCAAGAGAAAUACCUCAACUUCCAUGGUAUCGAAGCGCCAUACCUCAGAUGAUGAUGGCAGGGUUUCUUCCAUUUAGCGCUAUUUACAUUGAACUUUACUAUAUAUUCGCCAGCGUGUGGGGUCACAAAAUUUAUACAAUAUAUAGCAUCCUUUUCAUCGUUUUUAUCAUCCUUAUCAUUGUCACAGCAUUUAUCACAGUGGCAUUGACAUACUUUCAGCUUGCUGCGGAGGAUCAUGAGUGGUGGUGGAGAUCUGUUCUUUGUGGAGGCUCCACUGGUAUAUUCAUUUUUUUCUACUGCAUAUACUACUAUCAAGCAAGAUCAGAUAUGUCGGGCUUCAUGCAAACAUCGUUUUUCUUUGGUUACAUGACUUGCAUCUGCUAUGGAUUCUUCCUCAUGUUAGGAACUGUAGGCUUCCGCGCAUCUUUACUCUUUGUGCGGCACAUAUAUCAGUCGAUCAAGUGUGAGUAGAUUAUCUUUACCCAUGUAUGUGAAUGCUUCUGAAUGUUGUAUUUGUCUCCAGAACUCCUGUCUCAAAAGCAGACUGCGACUCGUAAGCAUCAUUUUGUUUUACGUAUUAUGAAAUUUUAAGAGAGGAUGGGUCUUUGCAUCGCGACGACGUCGGUCCUUUGCGAUCUAAAUGAUGGUUCAAGGCAAGGGAACAAUUGCUUUAUUCCCGAUGGUAGAUCAGUAAAAAUUGUGCUUUGAAACAUCCUUUUGGACUUGCCAGUUUGUACUAAAAUUACUAUCCUCAAAGUAUUGUGUUUGUAAUUCUUAAAAGCAUUCAAUAAUUUGAGCUUUGGCACCAA
Molecule: messenger RNA, 2474 nt
Organism: Musa acuminata AAA Group (dessert banana)
Lineage: Eukaryota; Viridiplantae; Streptophyta; Magnoliopsida; Zingiberales; Musaceae
Product: transmembrane 9 superfamily member 2-like
Exons: 8
Coding region: 367-2136 (589 amino acids)
Biological process (GO): protein localization to membrane
Cellular component (GO): membrane
Source: RefSeq, a predicted model, not a curated record